Molecule: messenger RNA, 3822 nt
Organism: Salvelinus sp. IW2-2015
Lineage: Eukaryota; Metazoa; Chordata; Actinopteri; Salmoniformes; Salmonidae
Product: synaptic vesicle glycoprotein 2C
Biological process (GO): transmembrane transport; chemical synaptic transmission
Cellular component (GO): synaptic vesicle membrane
Molecular function (GO): transmembrane transporter activity
Source: RefSeq, a predicted model, not a curated record
CCGUCGCAGUGUUUCACGUCAUGCUCCCUCUAAUUACAUUGUUCCAUUUCACGGAAUUGCCGGCAUCACUCAAUGAAAUACAAUUAUUGAUUGCACUCUCUCCUACCUCUCCCUGUCCCUCCUACUUCUCUCUCUCUCUUUUCUUUCCUGAAGUACUGCAGGGAGAGAACAGCAUCGAAAAAACACCGGCAGACAGCAACUACCUCAGUUCUACAGUGGGACACCAGCAAAUUUACAUUCACAAGACACAAGCAACUCGCCUGGUGCAAUGGCUAACAACCAGCGAAAUCCACUUUUCCUCUCUCCUUAAACAACGCUUCCACAGCUUGAUCAAUGAACACCACAGCCAGUGAGGGUAACUUCCUGUGGUGACUGCAGACUUCAGGGUUUUCCCUGUUGAAUCUCCAGACCCACCACUCUGAUCUGCUCCCAAACCUCUCUGCCGGAUUCCAUCCAUCUCCCUCCGCACUCUUCCUACCCCCUUGUACUCCCACCCCUGAACGUCCAUCAGAGCUAAAAUGGACGACAGCUACGAAAACAGGACUUCCUUAGUGAAGGGGGCCAAAGACAUCGCCAAGGAGGCCAAGCGGCACGCUGUGAAAAAGGUCAACAAGGUCGUGGACAGCACCACAGACGAGUACUCCCAGCGCAAAUACAGCCGUUUCGAGGACGAGGUGGACGAGGGGGACGACUUUUACCGUAACCCUCCCAGGCAGGACGGAGGCUACAAUGACAACGACCAGGCCAGUGAUGCCAGCGACGCCACAGAGGGCCAUGAUGACGAAGAUGAGAUCUACGAAGGGGAGUACCAGGGAAUCCCAGCGGCCGGAGACAGGCGGGCCAGGGAGGGGCAGGUGGCUCUGGGGCAGCCCGUCACAGACAGCCUGAAAGACCGUAAGGAGCUGGAGCAGGAGAGGCAGGCGGACGAGGAGGAACUCGCCCAGCAGUAUGAGCUGAUCAUCCAGGAGUGUGGCCACGGCAGGUUCCAGUGGCAGCUGUUCUUGGUGCUGGGCCUGGCCCUCAUGUCAGAUGGGGUGGAGGUGUUCGUGGUGGGGUUCGUUCUACCCAGCGCCGAGACGGACAUGUGUGCUCUGGGUGGCUCCAACUCCAGAUCUGGAUGGCUAGGCAGUAUUGUGUACCUGGGGAUGAUGGUGGGGGCGUUCUUCUGGGGGGGCAUGUCGGACAAGGUGGGCCGCAGACAGUGUCUGCUCAUCUGCAUGUGUGUGAACGGCUUCUUCGCCUUCCUGUCCUCCUUCGUUCAGGGUUACGGCAUCUUCCUSUUCUGCCGCAUGAUCGCAGGCUUUGGAACAGGGGGGGUUGUACCCAUCGUCUUCUCCUUAUUUGCGGAGGUGCUGUCCAGAGAGAAGAGAGGGGAGCACCUGAGCUGGCUCUGCAUGUUCUGGAUGAUUGGCGAGAUCUAUGCUUCAGCCAUGGCCUGGGCCAUUAUACCACACUACGGCUGGAGUUUCAGUAUGGGUUCUGCCUACCAGUUCCACAGUUGGAGAGUGUUUGUGGUCGUCUGCGCCCUGCCCUGCGUUUGUGCUGUCGUGGCUCUCACUUUCAUGCCCGAGAGCCCCAGGUUUUACCUGGAGGUGGGGAAGCACGACGAGGCUUGGAUGAUCCUCAAGCAGAUCCAUGACACCAACAUGCGAGCGCGUGGGCAGCCGGAGAAAGUCUUCACCGUGAACAGAAUCAAGAUCCCCAAGCAUUUGGAUGAGCUGGUGGAGAUCAAAUCAGAGUCGGGGAACCCAGUCUCCAAGGCCCUCUUCAGGUCCAAGACAGAGCUAUGUGGGAUCUGGGUUAACUUUAUGAAGUGUUUCGACUACCCUCUGAAAGAAAGCACUAUCAAGCUAGCUAUUGUUUGGUUUACGCUGUCAUUUGGGUACUACGGCCUGUCUGUGUGGUUCCCUGACGUCAUCAAGCACCUCCAGGCAGAUGACUACGCCUCCAAGGUGAAGAUCCACAGCAACGAACGCAUCGAGGACUUCACCUUCAAUUUCACCAUGGAGAACCAGAUCCACACCAAUGGUGUCUUCAUCAACGACAGAUUUGUUAAUAUGAAGUUGAAGUCCAUCACCUUCAUUGACUCAACCUUCCGUAACUGCUACUUUGACGACGUGACGUCYGUGGGAUCCUACUUCCGGAACUGUACCUUCAUCGAGGCGUUCUUCUACAACACUGACAUCGAUGACUCCAAACUGAUAGAUGGCACAGAGGUGAUCAACAGCACGUUUCACCACAACAAGACGGGCUGUCAGAUGACAUUUGACGACGACUACAGCGCCUACUGGGUCUACUUCAUCAAUUUCCUUGGAACUCUGGCUGUUCUGCCCGGCAACAUCGUCUCGGCACUGCUCAUGGAUAAAAUCGGACGCCUUUCCAUGUUAGGUAUGUCAAUGGUUCUGUCAGGGAUCAGUUGUUUCUUCCUGUGGUUCGGCACCAGUGAGUCGAUGAUGAUCUUCAUGCUGUGCCUUUACAACGGCCUGAGCAUAUCAGCCUGGAACUCACUGGACGUGGUCACCACAGAGUCCUUCCCUACAGAUAGAAGAGGGACAGGUUUUGGGUUCUGUAACGCCUUGUGUAAGCUGGCUGCAGUGUUGGGAAACCUGAUCUUUGGUUCUCUGGUUGGCAUCACCAAGUCCAUCCCCAUCCUCCUGGCCUCAUCUGUGCUGGUGUGUGGAGGCCUGGUGGGGCUCCGGCUGCCUGAUACCAGGGCCAACGUACUCAUGUAGCCCCAGGAAGGACCACCUGGCCUGUGGAAGACUUGGGCCAAACCUGGUGCAAAGGGUUUGCUUCAAACAUGUCCUAUGGAUGUUUGAGAUUUGAUUUGAUUUGCUUAUUGUGGUCUCAAAGGGAGUUCAAUUGCAUAACCCCCCACCCCCACCCCAUAUCGCUACGAAACAGUAUAUCUACUUUCACUUUAUCAAUUUAUGUAUGUACAAGACACAACCCAAGCUCCAGACCAUCUGCACAAUUCCCUGGUGUCAAAGGGAAACUCCUAUUUAUUGUUGAAUGUAAUAUUUGGGGAUAUCACAACGCCCCUUCCAGGAUGGAAUGAUGUCACUCAAUAUUUUCAUGUUAUUUCAUCAUGAUAUAAUCAUAAUAGUUAGUGGGGUAGAUAUUUUAGUGAAGCUUGUGGUGAGCAUUGUUCAGGGGAAUUGAUGGUCAGUUGUUCAUGACUGAUUGAUGGCCGGGCCAUUGCCUGUGGAUUAGGUCCAUCCAUCCCCGUAUAGUACUGGCUGUGAAGGGAACUACUGUAUGUGGGUCCUGUAGUUGGCUGAAGUAGACUCUAGAUCAGUGUCAUUGGCUGUUUGCUAUGAGCUGGCUUUUGAAGUCAGGACUGAGUUAGUGCUAUGUGAGUUGUAUAGAUGUCAGUAGCGCCUGUUGCGUUGUAUCAUAUGAGCAGUAGCUUCCAGGCAUGUUAGUCUGGAGUCAUUGCAGGGGCAGGGUUAGUGCUGUACAUAUGAAUGUGUUCAUAUUAGGCCAGGACAGAUGGAGGAGAGAGGAGAAAACAAGCUGUUCUGAGCACAGCCACCCUGCAGUGGGAGAGAUGGGGGAAUAGAUGAUCAGAAAGACUGGAGACCACACAGCUGCAACACAGCUGGCCUAGACAGACAGACAGACAGACAGACAGACAGACAGACAGACAGACAGACAGACAGACAGACAGACAGACAGACAGACAGACAGAACCGGAGAGAAGAACAAGGGUAUCUGGGCCACCGAGUGUAGAUGGAUCUUUGUCAGGCUUGAUGUGUUCUCACAUAAUGUUUCACUUGUAAUGUCUGCUGGAUUACGCACAUAAACCUGAACUGUCAACCA